Molecule: messenger RNA, 4027 nt
Organism: Gadus chalcogrammus (walleye pollock)
Lineage: Eukaryota; Metazoa; Chordata; Actinopteri; Gadiformes; Gadidae
Gene: susd6
Product: sushi domain containing 6
Exons: 7
Coding region: 182-1441 (419 amino acids)
Source: RefSeq, a predicted model, not a curated record
UAAAUAAAGACCUGGCGAGCGGAGGAAGGGAGCCCAACCGCUCUAAAGGACAGAAAUCCCCGACAAAGAGCCCGGGAAGUGCCGUCUUAGUGAAACUAAUGUCUCGAAUCUGAAAAAAAGGAGGGCUUGCUGGUAACCUUGACAUCGAGGAUUCUCUGGCUGGUCGCGCGGAAGGGGAAAGAUGUGCGAUGGAAUGGUAGCGUUUCUGACGAGAGUCCCGUCCUCCUCCUCCUCCUCCUCCUCCUCCUCCUCCUCGCUAGACCACAGGCUGGCUGCCUCCGCGUUGCUCCUCCUCCUCCUCACACUGCUGCCGUCCAGUCACGCAUCAGGAUGUCCCCGUCCGGACGGCAUGGCCCACGGGGACCUGGUGAACCAGACGGAGGCCAACCGGGGCUCCUUCCCGCCCGGCACCCUACUGACCUACGGCUGCGAGGUGGGCUACGCCCCGGACGGCCCCCCCACCAUCGCCUGCACCGGCACCGGGGCCUGGUCCCACCCGCCCCCGCGCUGCCUCCGCAGUAACGUGUGUUCGCCCCCCACGGAGCCGGAGAACGGGGGCUACCGGUGUCACCCCACACCCUGCCAUCGCCUGGCCCAGAAGACCGUCAUCGAGUACUUCUGUGACGAGGGGUACGCCCUCAAGGGGGACUACAAGUUCCUCACCUGCCAGAACGGGGAGUGGGACGCGCCCAUGCAGAUCAGCUGCCGCCUCAGCCAAGACAGGGAGCCCACCUCUCCGCUGGGCAUGCCCGCCCUCUCCAUCGUGGCCUCCACCGCCAGCUCUGUGAUCCUCAUCCUGCUGCUGGUGGUGCUGUUUGUCCUGCUGCAGCCCAAACUCAAGUCCUUCCACCACAGCAGGAGGGAGCAGGGCGUGUCUGGCCAGUCGUGCUCCAUCAUGGUGGAGGGCGUGCAGGUGGCGUUGCCCUCCUACGAAGAGGCGGUGUACGGCAGCGACGGCGCUCGCAGCAGCCCUCCGCCCUCUCCUCCUCCUCCUCCUCCUAAUCCCCCAGCCCAGCUUCCGUCCGAGUCCCGGGUCCCCAUCGUGUUCUCCGAGGGCCCGUUGCCACAGCAACACCAGGGGCCUUCGGAGGCGGGACCCUCUAGAACCCGCCACCAACACCACCAGAACCAUCACCACCAACACCAGCUCCACCACAGAGACUUGGACCUCUGCCUCCCCUCCACCUCCUCCUCCUCCUCCUCCUCCGCCUCCUCCUCGUCACGCCGCCACGCGGAGACGGUGCUGGUUCACCAGGCGCCCCACCCCUCCUGCUCCUCCUCCUCUGCCUCGUCCUCCUGGGCUAGAGGGCCCUUGAGGGGGGCGUGCGCGGCGCCACUGCCCCUCCGCAGAGACUCCGACAGCAGCGACCAGCACAGCCUGCUGUCCAUGGCCUCGGGUGACGACUACUCUGAUGAUAUUCCUCUGCUGAAGGAAGCAUGAUGCUUGGAACCCAGAGACCCCCUCUUAUCUGUCACCCCGAGCUCUCUUACUGCUGAUGAGGCCUGACUGUGGAUCUCCACCAGUCCCCACCAACACACACACACACACACACACACACACACACACACACACACACACACACACACACACACACACACACACACACACACACAAACACACAGACCGCAACCAAAAAGAAGAAGAAGCAAACCGCCCGCAAACGUCCUCCUUCUCUCCACCCCGUUAAUAGACUCUUGCCUGCUGCCACACAGACAUGCAUAUCGAGUGUGUCCGCCCCAGUAUAAACCAAACUCUCCGUCUCUCUCAAUGUGUGUGUGAUGAUAUACAAGCAGAACGUACAGGUUGUGUACUUUAGGCUAUGCAUUGCUUCACCUCAUCUAUUGCUUCACCCCGACACGCCCCCACCCCGCCCGUAUCUGGCCGGUCACAUGUGGAUCUAUCGACUCAAGCGAAGCGCUUCUUCGAAGGCUACGAUCGCUGAUGUGGCUCUAAAUAAACCUGCGUCACUACACACGCAACUACAAAGAGCAAAUUAGGAAAAAAUACAAAUCAACGACUUGUUGAUUCAUAUUUCGUAUGAAGAGCUUGGUCAUAAUGGAAAGUUGGCGUCCUAUGGUCUGGGAGAUGUGUGUGUGUGUCAUGCAUGUGUGUGUGGAUUUGUAUGUGUGUGUGUGUGUGUGUGCGUGCGUGCGUGUGUGUGUGUGUGUGUGUGUGUGUGUGUGUGUGUGUGUGUGUGUGUGUGUGUGUGUGUGUGUGUGUGUGUGUGUGUGUGUGUGUGUGUGUGUGUGUGUGUGUGUGUGACCCCCGGAUUUAUUUUGGGAUUCCUUUUCAUUACUUUCUGCACCUGAUUGUAUUUAUUGCUUGGGUUGUGGGGCUCAGUUUGACGUGCGUUGGUAGUUGGGGUUUCCUAGAGUUAAAGGCGUGUGUGAGUGUGUGCUUGAGCAUCCAGUCAUCUUUUUCGGUCUGUGCCUCAGUAAGGCGAAAAAGAGCAAGCUGUCCACUCGUGUGGCCGGCUGCAAAUGGGAAACAACUAAUUGGCGUAAGUCCCCAGCAACCGUCUACUGUAGAAAUUGAGAAGAGUGUACGAUUUGUGUAGUGCUCCCCUUCAAAUAAAAAUAUGGAAUAUGUCCGUGGCAGUAAGUGGCCGGAGCAGAUGGGCUCACUUGAGGACUUCUCAAGGACUUGACUCUCUGUUCUGAUGGAGUCUGCAUCCUCAGAUCCUUAUCGACACUACUGCAGCUGGUUGCAGUAAAGACAAAAAUGGUAGAGAUCAAGAUGUCCUUUUUACAGAUGCUGAGUGUGUUUGAGAACCAUUAUCAUAUUCAUUAUCAAUCACCUUCCUUUUAAAAAAGGUAAUAAGUCUUUAUUUUAAUAACCGCUUGAUGCACGUUUUUUGGGUUGACCCGGUCCCUCUGAAAACCACAUGACUUUAUUGGUGAUGUCCAUUUCCAAAUGAAUAUCAUGUUUUAUGAUUCUGUUGUCAUUUCGCAGUUUUUUUUUCUCUUGACACAGCCCUUCGUCGUCAAUGGCUACAUUAUUGCAGCUAAUGUUGCCUUAGACUUGUACAUGUUUAUUUUUGCCUUUUAUUUUUGGUCUGGUUUCUAUUGUUAAGCCUUUGUAUUUUUUUUUCCUGCAAUACAACAAUGCAAUGUCUUCUGUGUUUCCAAUGGCCUUACUUACAUUAUUUUUUCUAUGCAUAACAAUGUCUUGUUUGUGUUUUGCGGGUUUGCUUUCUUUGUUUCAUGUGGUUUUCUUAUGUUUCAGAGGCCACUCAGAAAAAGCACCUCUUCCUCCCUUUGUCCACGAGGCUUCCAGACGCUGCAGGGCCCCCAUAAUCAUCUCUAGUCCUUUCUGCUUCUCAUUAGCUACAAGGCCAUUUAGACUACAUGGGAAUCCGAUAUAUAUAUAUCUAUACAUUAAGAAGAUUGAAUUAAAACUUUGCGUCCAGAAGCACUGUUGUACAGUGCUGCUUUCCAGAGAAACGAUGAGAAAAACAUGUUCUUAAUGAUUCUGCUUCUCACUGCUUUUUUGCUUUGGUUUCCUCCUCUGUACCUGACAGUGGGUGUCAAAAUAGUAAUUUAAUAUUUGUAUAAAGUUUAAUUUAAUUUUACAGUGUGUAUAUAACUUUCUAAUUAAAGCUUUCUUUUGAAGUGGUGUCAUUUAUUAAACAGUGUCAUUUAUUAAACACCCUGCAUUAGCUACCAAGUCAGCCGAAACCAUGGGCUGAAAUAAAUAUAUCAUUACACGUAUUUCAUUCUAUUCAGUUGCAGUUUAGUUAAGGUACAGAAGAUCCGGGCAUGGAAGCAUAUGAUUCACCUGGAUAAUAACAAUGAACCCAACAGCCCAUUUCAUUCAGCUUAUACGUUAUUUAUUUUUUGAAUAUGAAAAGGCCAGCUCAUUCAGUACGAAAUCUGAAAGCUUAUGCUUAGCAUGGUUGGUAUGGUAUAAAUCGGAAAGCUUAUGCUUAGCAGGGGUUGGUAUGAAUAAAUUUCGGUGUAUCCAAAUAUCCCAUACGCUCUCACACAAGCUGCAACACGCACUAUUUUAUUUAUUGAUCCCUCAUCG